AUGCCAUCCAACGCCCCCAUCAACGCCGCCAGGCUAUCGGCCUUCCUGAUUACUACCGCCAUCCUCCCCACCCUCACCGCUGCCCAAUCGUACUCGUCGUGCAACCCAACCAACACGUCGCAAUUCCCCUGCCCGGCCGACACCGGUCUGUGCCAAUCGACCGUCUUCGAGACGGACUUCACGACGGGCGACAACACCAGCUGGACCACGACGGCGGGCAACGUCACGUACUCGGAUGCGGGCGCGGCCUUCACCAUCGCAGAACGGGGCGACGCGCCGACCAUCGAAACGGACUUUUACAUAUUCUACGGCCGAGUCGAGGUGACGAUGAAAGCGGCGCCGGGGACAGGCAUCGUCAGUUCGAUCGUAAUCGAAAGCGACGACCUGGACGAGAUCGACUGGGAAUUCCUCGGCGGCUCCAACACCAUGGUCCAAUCCAACUACUUCGGCAAAGGCAACACCACCUCCUACGACCGCGAAGCCGAGCACGCCGUCACCACGCCCCAAGACACCUCGCACGUCUACGCCAUCGACUGGACAGCCUCGCGCAUCGAGUGGCUGAUCGACAACACGACGGUGCGCACCCUCGCCUACGCCGACGCCGUGUCCGGGCAAAACUUCCCGCAGACCCCCGCCACCGUCCGCCUCGGCAUCUGGGCCGGCGGCGACGAAGACAACUCGUACUGGACCCGCGUCUGGGCCGGCGGCAACACGACGUACAGCGCGGCGGCGGGCAUGCCGUGGACGAUGACGGUGGAGAAGGUGGCGGUUACGAAUUACGGCCCGGCGGGGAGUUAUAACUAUACGGACUCGACGGGGGAUGCGGGCAGUGUGGCGUUGAUUGGGACGGAUUGUGGUGGGAGUGACGGUGGGAGCAGCAGCAGCAGUAGCAGUAGCAGCAGCGGUAGUAGCAGCAAGCGGACGGCGAGUGUGAGCGCGUAUGCGGCGUCGACGCCGAGUGGCACUGGUGCUACUGCGACGCCCACGCCCACGCCGAGUGGGGGGACCUAUGAGACCAGCGGUGGGGUCGAGAGGUUGGGUGGGGGUUUGAGGGAGUUUUUGUUCGGGAGCGUGUUUGUGGCGUUGCUUUUGCUUUGA
Molecule: messenger RNA, 1098 nt
Organism: Diplodia corticola
Lineage: Eukaryota; Fungi; Ascomycota; Dothideomycetes; Botryosphaeriales; Botryosphaeriaceae
Product: glycosidase crf1
Exons: 2
Coding region: 1-1098 (365 amino acids)
Biological process (GO): carbohydrate metabolic process; fungal-type cell wall organization
Cellular component (GO): fungal-type cell wall
Molecular function (GO): hydrolase activity, hydrolyzing O-glycosyl compounds; glycosyltransferase activity
Source: RefSeq, a predicted model, not a curated record